Molecule: messenger RNA, 3757 nt
Organism: Choloepus didactylus (southern two-toed sloth)
Lineage: Eukaryota; Metazoa; Chordata; Mammalia; Pilosa; Megalonychidae
Product: zinc finger and SCAN domain-containing protein 25
Exons: 7
Coding region: 633-2288 (551 amino acids)
Biological process (GO): regulation of transcription by RNA polymerase II
Cellular component (GO): nucleus
Molecular function (GO): RNA polymerase II cis-regulatory region sequence-specific DNA binding; DNA-binding transcription factor activity, RNA polymerase II-specific
Source: RefSeq, a predicted model, not a curated record
GUGAGGGCUGCGGCCGGCGCAGCGGGGACGGGCGGGGGCACCCCUUGGAGCAGAGCCGGGAGCCCCUCUCCCGGCGCGGAGGCCCUCGGGGGCGGGAACCGGAGGGGCCGCGCCGCAGCAGGCCCAGGCAGGAGCGACGCUGAUCCCGCCCGGCCGGGGUCGGCUUCACGCGGGCGGUCACCAAGCCGAGGGAAUCCCGAAGCCGAGCGGAACUCCUUGAAAAGUGAAAGAAGUCAUUUUAGAACGAGGCGCAGGACACUCAUUUAAAGAAUAACUGCGGAGCACCUUUUCUUUGCCAAGGGCCAGAGAGACAAAGAUGAAUGAGGACCUUUCCUGCUUCUGGGCAUCUGGUCGAUGGAGACACGUUGGUAAACGUUUGCACUAGAGUGUGAUAAAUGCGGUAGCAGAGUUAUGUUUAGCUGCAAAAGCAUGAAGGAGAAAUCUCAAUCGCUGCAGCAGACGGAAUGAAUAGACUGCAAAAUAUAAAUAGAUAGGCCAAGCACACCAUCACAUCCAGGUCACCAGCACGUUUGUCAAUUCUACUUCCAAAAUAUGUCUUGACUUUGCUUUUUGCCACCAUCCUAAUCUAAUCUUUUUAACAGAUCUUCAGUCUUCUCAGAGGGAGCGUGAAGAUGCUUAAAGAGCAUCCAGGGAUGGCUGAAGACCCCCAACAGCAAAUGAGUGUUCCUGUAGUGAAACUGGAGAAAGAAUUGCUGUGGGGAAGGGGAAGGGACGACUCUAGUCCUGAGACUUUUCGUCUGAGGUUCCGGCAGUUCCGCUACCAGGAAGCGGCUGGGCCCCAGGAAGCUCUCCGAGAGCUCCAAGAGCUCUGCCGCCAGUGGCUGCGGCCCGAGCUGCACACCAAGGAGCAGAUCCUGGAGCUGCUGGUGCUGGAGCAGUUCCUGACCAUCCUGCCCCGGGAGUUCUAUGCCUGGAUUCGGGAGCACUGCCCGGAGAGCAGCAGGGCCAUGGUGACCAUGAUGGAGGAUUUGACCGAGAGAGCACUGGAGGCCAAGGCGGUUCCUUGCCAUGUGCCAGGACAGCAGGAGGAGAGAGCACAUUGCAGAGGCCCUUGGGAACCAGAUGUCCACCUGGAGCCAGUGGAGGUCAAGCCUGAGUGGGGGAUGCCCCAGGGGGAAGGAGUUCAAAGCCUAGACCCAGGCACCGAGGAGCAGCUCAGCCAGAACCUUGGAGAUGGGCCACAGGCCUUCCAGGACCAGGCGCUGCCUCUCCUUCAGGCUGGUCCUGGCCUCCCCACUGUAAAUACCAGAGACCAAGAGCUGGCAGCUGGGUUCCUUACCGCUGGAUCCCAGGGGCUUGGGCCAUUUAAAGAUAUGGCCCUGGCUUUCCCCGAGGAGGAGUGGAGGCAUGUGACCCCAGCCCAGAUCGACUGCUUCGGUGAAUAUGUGGAGCCAGAGGCCUGUGGGGCCUCAUCUCCAGGCCUUGGGAGCAAGGAGAAGGGGGUGAAAGCCCAGCAGGAAGACCUUAAAGGGGCACUUGCUGGAAUGACGUCAGAGAGGUUUGGGGAAGCCGCUCUCCAGAGCCCUGAGCUUGGAAGAACCUGUGAGCAGCAGCCCAGUAGCUCUGCGGGAAACCUGCCGGGGCUUCCUCCUCCUCAGCAUGGCGUCAUACCCCUGCCCGAUGAUCUCAAAUCCCACAGCUCCUUCUGGAAGCCUUUCCAGUGCCCUGAGUGUGGGAAAGGCUUCAGUCGGAGUUCAAAUCUUGUCAGACACCAGCGAACCCAUGAAGAAGAGAAGUCCUUUGGCUGUGUGGAGUGUGGGAAAGGCUUCACCCUGAGAGAGUACCUCAUGAAGCACCAGAGAACCCACUUGGGAAAGAGACCCUAUGUAUGUAGCGAGUGCUGGAAAACCUUCAGUCAGAGGCACCACCUCGAGGUCCACCAGCGGAGUCACACAGGAGAGAAACCCUACAAGUGCAGCGACUGCUGGAAAAGCUUCAGUCGGAGGCAGCAUCUUCAGGUGCAUCGGAGAACUCAUACCGGGGAGAAACCCUACACCUGUGAGUGUGGCAAGAGCUUCAGCAGGAACGCCAACCUGGCCGUGCACCGGCGGGCGCACACAGGGGAGAAGCCAUACGGGUGCCAGGUGUGCGGGAAACGCUUCAGUAAAGGGGAGCGCCUGGUCAGACACCAGAGGAUCCACACCGGAGAGAAACCCUACCACUGCCCUGCUUGUGGGAGAAGCUUCAACCAGAGGUCCAUCCUCAACCGGCACCAGAAAACUCAGCAUCGCCAGGAGACCCCAGGCGCAGUGAGGGCACCCUGCUGAAAUGCCCCCUCCCCAGCUUUUUCUUUUUGUUCACGGAAGGUACUGGAGAAGGCAGGACCAUCAAGUGGAGGGAAACCUCACUGGAGGGUGUCAUCUGUCUUUACUCACUGAAGGGCUUGGCAGGGGGUGGGGCUUGAAAGGGUUCAGGAAGGCACUUUGACCCAUUUUCUUUCCACCCACUCUCAAACAGAGGAAGGGGCAAGUCCUGGUUUAUUUAGAGUUUCCGGAGAGCACGGCUUCUCACGUCUCUUAUGCAAGUGAUGCUAACACUUUUUCUUACUAUCUUUUGGGGCAGUUCAGGUUGAGGACUUCCUCCUCCUCCAGUGUGACAUUUAUCUCAAUCUCCUGAGGAAACCUGGUGAUAAACGCAAAAUUCUAUCGCAGGUUGGCAGCUUGAACCUCAUUUUUUGGAGGGGCUGUAUCCUGCCUGCAAGAUUGCUAGCUUCAGACUCUCUCCCUUCCUCCCCCACUCUCUUUUUCAUUUAACAAAUAUUUAUUGAACACCUGCUUUGUGCCUGGCACUGGGCUACAGUGGUGAAUGAGACCAAAGAGAUUUGGUUCUCACGGAGCUUUUGUCGUCGCAGUGGACACAGACGGGAAACACGUAAUCGCAGGAUUCUAAAUUUUUGUGAUGGUGCUGUGUUUGCCUGUUCUGCCCUGACCCCAGACCCUCUGCUAUUUGCUGGAUCCUUCGCUCCCCAGCUGGGAUCUUCUCUCAGGCAGCCUCAUUUAUUUAACUUUAUUUUUAGCUCCCUCUGCCCUGACUAACACUUGACCCUCAUCUGUAAAAUUCCUCUGUCCCAUUAUUUCUCAUACUAUAACAGCCUGUCAACACAUCAACUAUUAGGAAAUGAAUAUUUUGCUACUGGUGACUGGAUAAACAUGAGAGUAUUUUAAAAAAAAACAAUCCUUUAAAAAGAUCUAAUCAAGUGAGUCUGAACGAUGAAUGAAUAUUAACACCCUACAUUUUAUGGCACUUUACAGUAUAUAAAAUGCUUUUCUCUGUAUUUUCCUUUGAUUCAGUCUACAAGUAUUUAUUGAGGCCCUACUCUGUGCCAGGAACCCCUCUAGGUGCUUGGUACAUCAGCGAACAAAACAGGGAGAAACAUCCCUGCCCUCAUGGAGUGUCCACAUUAGCGGAUGGAUUUGAUCUUCAGGACCCACGGUGGAACCCAUGGGCCCCAUGAAUCCUCUAGACCUGGGAUCCGAGUCGCAUCCCUGAUCCUGUUAGCUUCUUGCCUGAGAUGCAUUCAGCACUUACCCCUUGUUCCUGGAUGGUCUUUGUCCUUGGUGUGCCCACACCCUCAUCAUCGGGACAGUCUCAGUCCUGGACACCAACUGGAGACGUUGGGGAGGUAGCACCCUGUUUUGCAUGAGUGUUUUCCUGUUUUGCAGGAAAAACAAACUAUUUGUAGCUAUUAAAAAUAUAUAUGCAUUUCUUAAAAAAUGGGAAGAUGCAGUAUUUGUAA